Messenger RNA from Brassica napus (rape), 829 nucleotides. RefSeq names its product peroxiredoxin-2F, mitochondrial. Gene Ontology annotation, molecular function: thioredoxin peroxidase activity. Gene Ontology annotation, cellular component: cytoplasm; mitochondrion. NCBI's taxonomy places the organism in Eukaryota, Viridiplantae, Streptophyta, Magnoliopsida, Brassicales, Brassicaceae. Gene Ontology annotation, biological process: cellular response to oxidative stress; cell redox homeostasis; hydrogen peroxide catabolic process. The transcript has 5 exons. Bases 58 to 663 code for a protein of 201 amino acids. The record is from RefSeq and is a predicted model, not a curated record.
UAUACAGUAAUCGAAACGAACCAAGAGGCGGAGACACGUUCUCAUUUUCAGACAGCGAUGGCGAUGUCUAUUCUGAAGCUAAGAAACUCACCGGCCUUGAGAUCCGCCGCAAGUAGUGCCCGGAUCGGAGUUUUAUCAAGGGCUUUCUCAAAGCUCUCGGAGGGCACGGACAUAACCUCGGCGGCUCCAGGCGUUUCCCUCCAGAAAGCUCGCAGCUGGGACGAAGGCGUUUCCUCCAAAUUCUCCACCACACCAUUGUCAGAUAUCUUCAAGGGGAAGAAAGUCGUCAUCUUUGGACUUCCUGGAGCUUACACUGGAGUCUGCUCACAGCAGCAUGUGCCAAGCUACAAGAGCCACAUGGAUAAGUUCAAAGCCAAAGGCAUUGACUCCAUCAUCUGCGUCUCUGUCAAUGAUCCGUAUACCAUAAAUGGUUGGGCAGAGAAGAUUGGUGCCAAAGAUGCUAUUGAGUUUUAUGGAGAUUUUGAUGGGAAAUUCCAUAAAAGCUUGGGGCUAGACAAGGAUCUCUCUGCUGCAUUGCUCGGCCCUCGGUCUGAGAGAUGGUCGGCUUAUGUAGAAGACGGUAAGGUGAAGGCUGUGAACGUGGAAGAAGCACCGUCUGACUUCAAGGUGACAGGAGCCGAAGUUAUUUUAGGACAGAUCUAAAAAAUGUUUCAACAAGUUUUUCUUGCGUCUGUUGUUUCCUCUGUAUAAGUUGCGAGAGUGAAAAUAAGUUUGAUCCGAACAUCACCAAAGGAUCACACCAAGUUAAUAACUCUACUUUUUCUUGGUUCUUGUUUUCUUUUCAAUAAAAAUGUUUGUUACUUGCCUA